This is a messenger RNA of Cladophialophora immunda, 1518 nucleotides long. RefSeq lists its product as uncharacterized. The coding region runs from base 355 to 1191 and encodes 278 amino acids. The record is from RefSeq and is a predicted model, not a curated record. NCBI's taxonomy places the organism in Eukaryota, Fungi, Ascomycota, Eurotiomycetes, Chaetothyriales, Herpotrichiellaceae. The transcript has a single exon.
CGGUGUUGGAUCAAUGAUUGCCACGGAUGGCUUUUACUCGUUCUUGUCCAUUCAAGCCUCACGAGGGUGAAAGCAACAAUUUAACACGAGUGGCGAUGCCGAGAUGGUCCAGGCUCCAAAUCUCCCAGCCUCGUCAGGCCCCUGUCAACUUCCAUGUGGCUGGGAGUCCAAUCUCCAAAAUUGUCUCAGGACUCGACCUACAACGAUGACCACAGCAAAGCUCUGGAUCUGACUUCUCAUUCACAAGUGCUCAAGCCCUUUUUUCUCUUCCCGACCAAAGCCCACAUCACUAAGGCCAUCUAAUUGACACUAUCUUCAUCCUCACCCAUCUCGCCUCUCUCACACCAGUCCACAAUGCCUACAAUCCUCACGCCGCAAGGAUGGGUCAAAGUCGCACCCCCUCCUCCUCCUCGCAAACGCACAGUAACCCGCGACCCUGCUGCCGCUCUCCGAGGACCUCUGGCGUACUUGGCUUGCCAGAGGAGCAAAUCCCCCAACAUCAACGUGGACGGCGGCAAUGUCGGGGCCAGAGCCCAAUUUCCCUACGAUCUGAGUGCGAGCCCCGAGAAGUUGAGACGACAAGGCGAGGCAAAUGCACACGCAAGGGCAGACAGGAGCUUUUCGGCUCCGGUUAUGCACGGCGCCCUUCACCCGAGCGACGACGCAUGGGACGAAGUUCCUGAACGAGAACAUCGAGCACCUCCGCCACCGUCACCCAAGUCGAUCGAACAGCCCAAGGCCAAAUCCAGGUCGAGUGCAAAAUCCAGAUCGUCUCGACAUCACGACGACGACGACCGCCAGUCCUAUCUCCGCGCCAGUUCCCACUCCCACUCGCACUCCCACUCCAGCUCCCACUCCAGCUCUCCCUCCAGUUCCAGCUCCAGUUCUAGCUCCAGCUCCAGGUCGAGCGCGACCUCCAGAUCCAGCGCGUCCAGCGUCUCCAGCGCGGCUUCAACCAAGUCGUAUCACAGACCAGCUCCGCCUGUCCAAGCCAGGCCUCCGCCCAUGCCCACUGGACCGAGUGUCCCCUAUUACUCGAUGCCUCGGUAUGAUCACUACGCGGCGCCGCCUCCGAUGUCUCCAAUGCCGCCGCUGCAACCGACGCCCACCAUGUCCCUGCCGAGGUCGGCAGGUAAUGCAAGGAGCUUGUCCUACAGUUGGUACAAUGCAACCACGCCGUUGAAUCUGUGAGGCUCGGCUGUAUGUAAACGGAUUUCUGAUGUUUUUUUCUGGAUCAAUUUGGGUUUGACAAUCAGAAGCGGGCGUUUGGCUGAAGGGAUGAUGAGCAUUUACAAAUGGCUUUUGCAUUGAUAUGUCUUUAAUUCUAUGGACUCGGUACAGGUUAGUAGCAUCCUAAACGAUCAGCUUUCAUCUGUCAGAUGCCCGCCCCGACCAUCGCAUUGGGUAGCCGGACGUUUGAGUGACGUGUUGAAUGCUUUUGACAGGAGGCUCUCUGGCCACGAGAUUGUAUUUACUAUGCCAUUCGUCUGACUGAAAUCAUGUAUGAAGUUUCAAAUG